This is a messenger RNA of Octopus bimaculoides (California two-spot octopus), 3025 nucleotides long. Its product is annotated as biliverdin reductase A. Gene Ontology annotation, molecular function: nucleotide binding. NCBI's taxonomy places the organism in Eukaryota, Metazoa, Mollusca, Cephalopoda, Octopoda, Octopodidae. The record is from RefSeq and is a predicted model, not a curated record.
UUUAUAACGUUAAGCUUUCCUGACAUAUGUAACAUCUCAACUUGGUAGAUGGAUACAGCUUACAGAAUUGAAAAAUAAUGGUUAUAUUUAAUCAUGUCUUUUAUAUAUUUUCAUUGUAAUAUAAAAAAAAAAAAAUCAAAAGUUGAAGGAGAGACUAAAUUUACGACACCUCACGAAAUCCCUUGUACGUAUUUAGUUACGGCCUCUUCGUUCGUGGGUUUGACUUUGGUCGAUGUCGGUAAAUCAUGGCCCUGUGAAUUGUGAGGUUGAUUUAUUGAACUCAAUUCCUUCUCAUCAAGUUUAUAUUAUUGUUCUAACAAUAUCUAUUGCUGCGAGAACAAUGGAAUCGUUCGGUGUUGUUGUGGUCGGUAUUGGAAUGGCUGGGCAAAUACGUAUUAGAGAUUUACGGAACUUGCCUGCAGACAAACCAAAUUUACAACGUUUGAAGCUUAUCGGAUACGUAUCUCGACGCAAGCUUGACCUAGAUUUGUUGUCUUUGACCUUACAAGAGGCCUUGAAUCGAUCUGAUGUUCAUGUUAUUAUAAUUUGUACUGAAGCAGAGGCACAUGAAGAGACAAUUAGGAAAUCAUUGGAGGCUGGGAAGCAUGUAUUGGUAGAAUAUCCAAUUGUUAUGAACGUUACAGUGGCAAAAGAACUCUAUCAGAUGGCUUCUAGUAAAGGUGUGGUUCUUCAUGAAGAAAACAUUGGAUUGCUUUCCCUUGCUUUACUUCAGCUGAAAAAAGAUUUAGAAAAUAAACCACCUCUGCAGGAAGCACAGCUUGCUCACCAUGUUUCAUUGGGGAGAUUGAGUGAAAAUAUGACCAAAGAGAAGACACCUUUUAUUGCACACCAGAGCAUGGUAAAAGCAGCUAUAUUUUUGUUUGAGAAUUUAACGGCUGUUGGAGGGCAAUUUACAGAGAAGGACGAUUGUUUUGAAGCCAUUGCUGACCUAAGAACAUCAGAAGACAAGAAAGUUCAAAUGAAACUGUGCUUGUUUAAAGAAAAAGGUAUUUGGAAAAAAGAAUACUUCCUGAAGUUUAACGAUGGGAGUGUUAUUGAUAAACUUCCACCAGAACUUGUAAGGAAAACCAGAUCUGGACUUGGAAUGUUUAUGGAAGAUCUCCUUCACUUUUCUGAAAAAUUACUUGGAGUAAGAGAUGUCCAUGACACAGAAGAAUUGACUAUAAAAACGAUCGACCUUAUUGAAAAGGUUCAUAGUUAUUUCUAAUGCAAAAUUUCGAAUUUAUAUUCCUCUGGAAAUUGUAGGCUUAACUCUUUAGCAUUCAGAUUACUCUGUCAAAUGUAAUGCUUAUUUAUUCACUUUGUUUUAAAUUAAUCAUGCAUUAUCUCAUAGGUUUUGAUGAUGUGAUUGUUUAUUUUUAGAAUGACAUUUUUGGGUAGGUGUGAGAGGCCAGAUCUGUCUGGUCUGAACAUAAAACAGGUAGAAUAUUUUUGUCAGAUAUGGUUGGUUUAAAUGCUAAAGGCUUAAGAAUUUCUAGAAAGGACUUACUGGGAGCUAUAUUAGCAGGGUUGAUGAGGAAAACAAAAAAAAUGUUCUUAAUUUUUCUCGAUGGCAAACUUCUUUCGAGAUUAAAUGAGAAAGAAUUUUCGUAAUUUCUGGACAUUUGAAUCGCAUUUAAUUCCAAAUACUCAAUUUUUGAAAGAAUUUUAUCUUUCCCUUUUGAUCUCAGGACAAAUACUCAAUUUUUGCGGGAAUUUUAUCUUUUUUUUUCUUUCAUCCAUGAUGAAGGGACAUCUGAUGCAUAAUACUCACAAAAUAUUAUUACUCUGGUAUAUGUAUUUUCCAAAUUCUAACUCCUCCCCUCCAAAAAGAAGAGAAAGAAUCAUGUAUGUUACUUGUGCAUAUUUUAGUAUUGGAAAAGUAUCUACUUUGUAAAUCAGCCUCCCUGAACAUGCUAACUUUGAUGACUCUCUGUUUCUUGGUUGUUGCCAAUACAUUUCAUGGCAACCCUGAAUUACAAUAUAUAUAAUGCAAUAAGAUUUUUAACAUUAGCUUAUAGUAGUUGCAUGCUUUGGGUGAGGAAGAAGUUAAUUAAUCCAUCACUUGACAGAUUUAUUAAAUAGUUUCCAGUAGAACCAAAGACAAGUUGACACUGCCAUGAUUUAAAUUCUAUACAUAAAAAAUUCUUAUCAUCAUCAUUUAAUGCCCAUUUUUCAUGCUGGCAUGGGUUGGAUGGCUUGAUGGAAGGUGGCAAGCCAAAGGGCUGCAGGCUGCAGUUGUCUGUUUUGGCAAGGUUUCUAUGGCUGGAUGCCCUUCCUAAUGUUGACUACUUUAGAGUGUACUGGGCGUUUUUUACAUGGUGUCAGCAUGAGUGUUUCUCUUUACGUAGCACUGGCAUGGGUGCAUUUCUAUGCAAUGCCACCACAGGUGCUUCCUUAUGUGGUACCAGCACAGGUGCUUUUUACAUGGUGCUGGCAUCUGAUCUUGAAAGAAGUCUGCCAUCAAGAAAAAUUAAGAACAUUCCUUUGUUUUUCUUUUUUUUUUUAACAUCAGACCCUACUAUUAUAGCUCCCAGUACGUCCUUUCUGGGAAUUCUUAAGCCUACAAUUUCAAGAGGAAUAAAAAUGGGAAAUUUUAUGUUAAAAAUAACUAAACCAGUUAAUCUUUUCAAACAAUUCUUUUUAAAACUUCAAUAUUAAAACUCUAUUAAUUCAGCUAAGAAUUUUAUCAGCUGAACUCAAUGACUCAAUUUUUUAACCAGCAGGCAAUAGUGUUGAAGAACUCCACUUCACAUUCCAGAAUUGGUCAGAACUAUUUAUAUGAAAAUUGUACCAUUACAAUUGUAGCUUUAUAAUUGUGCUAUUGGAAGAAGAAUUGAAUAUUAACAUCUUUCUACAUUGAGCUAUUCUAACACUAUUUGGAACAUUCCCAGUAAGCAAUAACUCUGUAAAAAAUGAAAAAAUGCUAACAAACCAAAGUAACAGCUAAUGUACCUGAGAAACUUCAAAUUUUCUUAAAUAUUCUAAUUCAAAUUGUGCAUUAAAAUAAGUCCAACUUUCCUUA